Adelges cooleyi (spruce gall adelgid) is the source of this 1302-nucleotide messenger RNA. RefSeq names its product protein FAM166B-like. The transcript has 6 exons. Lineage: Eukaryota; Metazoa; Arthropoda; Insecta; Hemiptera; Adelgidae. The coding region runs from base 298 to 1011 and encodes 237 amino acids. The record is from RefSeq and is a predicted model, not a curated record.
CUGCACAAUCGGACAAAUGAUAGCACACGGGGGUAUAAGGUAGUUAAAGUAAUGUUUUAGUAUACGGUAAUAUUGCUAAUUUUUAAACCGACACAAUUGCAGUGAAAACGUCCAGAAGUACACAGAACGGCGGGGAGUGUUGUCGAUCGGUCAUAGGCGUGUUAUGUCGUGAUCGUUUAAACGACAAAAAAUACGAUAUUAUUUUGUAUCACACGAAAUAUUAUUGUUCACACGUUUCUUUGGCAAUAAUUUCUAUAUUCGAAAUAAUAAUAAUUAAUCCACGAGUUCAAAUCUGAAAUGGUAAUUGAAUGCGAUAAUAAAAUAGAACGGGAAAAGUUGUUCGGCCAAACUAGCGGCGCUCUUCUUCCAGGGUACACUGGUCACUGCCCAACGUUAAAAUUUCGUUUUGGACAACGAUAUGGAGCUAAUACUUUAGAAAUUAUACAGGAACUCCGUGAAAAGGGGGUGUUGAAACAAUGUAACCUACGAAAUGUAUACAUACGAGACAGCAGUCCUAUCAAACAAUUGGCGCCUAAACCGAGUAUUGACGACACAAAAAUUAACAACGACAAACAAGAAGAAGCGGCUAAAACGUAUCAAAAAUACAUUUUAGGCUAUACUGGUUACAUCCCUGGGAUGCAUUUCCGGUAUGGCAAAACGUUUUGUACUCUCGCCCGAGAAUGUGAAGAUAAUUUACUUGCUAAAAUUUCCACAGAAAAGAGCCGAAAAGCAAUAGAAAGACCCGUUCGGUUUCUGCCCCCGAAAAUGGUGCCAGAUAAAGUGAACGCGCGUCUACAGCACACGCUGAAUAAGUACAAAAAAAGCAAAGAUUUUAAAGACCAUAAAGUAUCGGCAGAAUUGCCUCCAAUUACCGGCUACACGGGCCAUAUACCAAGGCUUAAAGUGUCUAAUAUUUCCGUCAGCCUGCCUUUUCAUAAUUCCGCCAAACUAGGAUUGUCGGUGUUGAAACAAAAAAACGAAAACCCUUUGGGAAAAGAAUGUACUAGGUAGUAAAUUGUUUGUGUUGGCAGUGCACUAACGAUUACCUACUGAUAUUAGUAUUAUUAUUUAUUUAUUAUUAUUAUUCGUGUGAAUUUAUUCAAGUAGCUGUUCUAAUAUUUAAUUUCAUAUAUUAGUUAUAAAUCAAUGUUUUCACUCGCUGUUUUUUUUUUAAUUUGUGGUGUACACUGUACAAAUUAUAGAGUUACCCAUAUUCGUGUUUUUGUUAUAGUAUUAUUGUUACAAAUGGUCCCAGACAAAUCAUAUUAUUCAGACAACUUUGUGUGGUGUCAAAUUAUAUGU